Molecule: messenger RNA, 828 nt
Organism: Exophiala spinifera
Lineage: Eukaryota; Fungi; Ascomycota; Eurotiomycetes; Chaetothyriales; Herpotrichiellaceae
Exons: 2
Coding region: 1-828 (275 amino acids)
Molecular function (GO): acyltransferase activity, transferring groups other than amino-acyl groups
Source: RefSeq, a predicted model, not a curated record
AUGGCGGGCAACGAGAUACCAAUAGAAUUUCGUGCUGCAAAAGUAGAGGAGGACGACGUACUUUCGAGAAUACUUUGCAAUGCAUUCCUUCCGAUAUGGAAUCACAAUUGGUUCCAUGGCGUUUCUGAAGCACUCGCGCCGGUCGACGUCGGCCAGGUUGGAGGGCCCACCCCCUCAAUGACCAGCUCACAAAAGUCUCGCGUCAAGUUUUAUCGAAGCUUGAUCAACGUGACGAGACUGAUUGGGGGAGAUGUGCUAGUCGCCGACAUACCUUCAUCCGAUGCCAGUGGUGAUGCGGAAAAGGACGUUGCAGCCAUUCUUCUAUGGCUUCCUCCGUUCACCAGACUCGGCGGCUUUGACAUAAUUACUUUGUGGAAGUCAGGAUUCUUGGGUCUCGUGCUACCCUGGCACUAUGGCCUCAGAGGCUUGCAUCGCAUCGAUUCGGUCUUCGAGGCAAAUAUCCACUCCAUGUUCUCGAAAACUUUACCGGACCUUCCGCCAAAAGGAUUCGAAGAAAAGGAAUGUGGUUUUGUGCAGAUGAUCGCACGGAACCCCAGAUACACCGGCAAAGGCUACGCUUCGCAGCUGUUGCAAUAUCAGCUAGAGCAACAUUUUGCAAAACACCCAGACGUUCCGGUCAUCCUUGACACGACAACAAAGGAUGCGAUCCGCGCGUAUGAGAGAUUGGGAUUUAAGCUUCUCGCAGAAAAACCGCUCGACACGGGCACGGACGAGACAGGUAUUCUCUUGAAGGGAGCUGUCGAGGAUCAGACACGUCAAAGGAUCAGGGAGCAUUGCGUCCAAAGGAUUAUGGUGAAACUUCCUUGA